This is a messenger RNA of Trypanosoma grayi, 1368 nucleotides long. RefSeq names its product solute carrier family member b3. Bases 1 to 1368 code for a protein of 455 amino acids. Gene Ontology annotation, cellular component: endoplasmic reticulum membrane; Golgi membrane. Gene Ontology annotation, molecular function: transmembrane transporter activity. Gene Ontology annotation, biological process: transmembrane transport. NCBI's taxonomy places the organism in Eukaryota, Euglenozoa, Kinetoplastea, Trypanosomatida, Trypanosomatidae. The record is from RefSeq and is a predicted model, not a curated record. The transcript has a single exon.
AUGUGGGCAUCCGUUGCCCGACGCGGAUCGUCGGAGCGGCUGCUGGCGUUCAGCGUGUGCGUGCUGCUGUUCCAUGUUAUGAACUCGAUCGUGCAGGAGGCGGUGUUCUACAUCCCUGGCUUCCACCACACUGGACUUCUCACAUUCGCACAGGCGCUCUGUGUGUCGUUGUUCGCCAGUGGGCAGCUGUACCGUUCGUCACCUGGUGCAUCCGCCUCGCCGUGGCGGCGACUCGUCGAGGCACGCCGUGUGCCGCUCCGCACGUACUUUAUGAUCUCUCUGACAAACACCUUAAGUGUGUACCUCACCAACGAGGCAUCGCGCCUCCUCAGCUACAGCACGCAGGUGGUUUUCAAGUCUAGCAAGCUUCUGUUUGUGUGGCUCGUACGCUACGUCGCGAUUGAGCUCCCCGCACGCCUCGAGGCCAUGGAGGCGGCGGCGGCGUCGUCGUCUGUAGAAAAUCACAAUAAUAGGGACGGCCCAUAUACUGACAAGAGCCAGGACAGUGAUGCAGCCGAGCUCCACCGAUGCAUGGCUCUCGCCACAGGCGAACCCAUUGAGAAGCCGAGCGGUUCCGUUGCUGUGCAUGUCUGUGGGCCGUCGAACCCAGUGGUUAUGUCGACCAAGGGUGGGGCAUACUUCUCCCCACAGUCUAAGGGUGCCUGCGCGGUUGCCAGUGGAAACUGCAACAACAACAACAGCAGCAGGAGCCUUUCACACGGUGCUGUGACGGAACACUCCAAGCUGGUGCGGGAGGUGGCGUCGUGCAUCGCCGUUGUGGUGGGUCUCAUCGUGUUUACGUACGCGACAACUAGCACGCCCCACGCAAAGGACACAGAGGUGGAGGAGAGUUGGUGGCCAGUAAUCACGGGCGUUGCGGGCAUCGUUGUGGCGCUGCUCUGCGAUGCCUUAAUGUACCUUGGGGAGGAAAAGUACUGCUUCAUGGCGCACGGAGCGUCGCACGACGAGGUGCAGUUCUACGUAUUUCUCUUGUCAUCGAUGAAUGGGCUUGUGUCGCUGCUGCUGAGCGGUAGCAUUGCAGAUUCCAUGCAUUUUGCUAGCACGCACUUCGAGUUCAUUUUCCUGAUGUUCGUGUGUUCCUUGUGCAACUACGGUGGCACUUUCUUCCUCCUGCGCAUUAUCUCCGAGUUCAACAGCAGCACGGCCACUGUGGUGACGAGCGUGCGCAAGAUGAUGACGGUGCUCUGUAGCUACGUUGUGUACCCGAAGCCCUUUAGCGUAUCGCAUUUUAUCGGCGUUGUUCUUGUGAUGGGUGGAAUUUGGCAGUAUGAAGAAGCACGAAAGAUGCACAACACAUCCGCCAAGAUGGGGAAAGACGACACAGUACGNGACGAGGAUGAUGUGUGA